This is a messenger RNA of Armigeres subalbatus, 2178 nucleotides long. It is a transcript of the gene prel, whose product is annotated as protein preli-like. The transcript has 4 exons. NCBI's taxonomy places the organism in Eukaryota, Metazoa, Arthropoda, Insecta, Diptera, Culicidae. Gene Ontology annotation, cellular component: mitochondrial intermembrane space. Bases 473 to 1114 code for a protein of 213 amino acids. The record is from RefSeq and is a predicted model, not a curated record. Gene Ontology annotation, biological process: phospholipid transport. Gene Ontology annotation, molecular function: phosphatidic acid transfer activity.
AGCCGGAGGAACGCCAUGUUUUUGUUUUGGCGUACGCCAUCAUUCCGUAAUUUUUGAUCAAAAUAAUCAGCGGUUUAAAAGCCGUGACCAGCCAAAAAGUGCUAUCAAAAUUGUGAAAUCCACUGAUAACAUUGUUUUGCACCUGUGUGUUGUUCAAUUGUAAGUGUAACGUGCUUGUAUAUAGGUUCUAGCAAAUCGGCAGCAACCUCUAUGAAUAUCCCAUCAUUACAUGGUGCUUCCUCACACAGCUAAAAGAUUGCAAAAGAAAAUCCAAUAAAAAUCUACGACAGUCAGUAGGCAGCGAAGUGGCACUGCGACGAGGAGCCUUCAAUGAGAAAACGUCAAAAAGAAAAGUGAAAUCAAAAUUUUGGGUGCUGCGCGCAUAAUCAGUGCAAGAGGCAACGAAAGAAAAAGACGGUCUACAAUUUCGGCGAGAAAAAUCUUAGUUGCUGUAUUUCUCCGUAUUUGAAGAAUGGCCAAGUACUACGAAAACACGACGACGUACAACUAUUCCUGGGAGCAGGUGACACAGUGCUUCUGGAACCGGUAUCCGAACCCGUUCAGCAUGCACGUACUCUCGGAGGAUACCGUCAGUCGGGAAAUCAAGAAUGGAAAGCUCCACAGCAAGCGCCUGUUGACAAAAACGAAUCGGGUCCCGAAAUGGGGCGAGCGGUUCUUCAAGGCCAAUUCCGUUAACAUUCUUGAGGAAUCGGUUGUCGAUCCGAAGGAACGAGUCCUGGUCACCUACACGAGAAACAUCGGCUUCAACAAGAUCAUGAGUGUCGUCGAAAAAGUUACCUACCGAUCGUCACCAGACAACCCCGCCAAAACCAUCGCAACACGGUCAGCGUGGAUCGACUCGUCGGUGUAUGGUUUCGCUACCGCCAUUCGAGCCUUUGGGUUGGAUCGGUUCAAAAAGAACUGCAUCAAAACGGUAAACGGCUUCAACCACGUCUUGCAGCACAUGUUUCCCGCCCACCCAUCAACGUUGGCCGCUGUCCAUACUCAACACUUAACCAAGGCCCAGAAAAUCAAGGAAGCCGCCAAGCAUGCAUCGGACCAUGUCAAGGCUCAAGCCGAACAGUUUGUGCAGAACAUUUCCGUGAAAGGUUGAACCAAGCCCCCCUAGGGGGGAGGUUCGAAGGCACCGCUUGGAACUUAUCGUCUCAAUGUUCACUUUGCAACUCCCAUCGGACGCUGGAUAGCCGUCCAGUAAGUAUAGCACCUUUUUUGUUCUUCGUGAAAAUCUUUCACAACCAAGGAUAGUAAUUGUAAGUAGUUUAGUGUUUCGUUGCUCCACGGGCAUAUCUCGAACGCUAAUAGCAGCAACAAAGUAUUUGAUCAACUCUCGGGAAUUCCCAGAUGGCCGGGAUGAUAGCUUUUCACCUUUUCUAUUUUAUUUUCUGCUUGAGAGCUACAAAAACACACUUAACGACGAGUAAGGGAAAGAGAUAUUUGAACAGCACCCUUUUUCCGGCUGCGAAACCCGUUCGGACUCAAUCGCAUUCCAACUAAAUGAUUUGGUUGUUGGGAAGUAGCGGCGACGAAAAAAAGGAAGUUGUAAUAAUAGAUUUUCUCCAAACGGAAAAUUAGUUCAUCAUUCCAAUAUCGCAAAUCAACACACGACAUUAUCCAAACAGGUUUACUCUAAUACCUAAUGAAUACAAGCAGAAACGAGCGAGAGAGAUGAAAAAGACACUAACCGACCGCGAAAAGGCAUAGUUAACUAAACUAAUGUAACUCAGUUCAAGAAAAGGAAUGAAUCUAACAAUUUAUCGAUUGAUCGUUUCUGCUUUCGAAAACAUGCUUUCACUUGGCACAUUGAAAUGAAAUUAAGCAAAUACAUACUAGACGGAAAUGGUAGUUGAGGGUUGGUCCUUUUUAAUUAAAUUAAUUGAAACAAUAGAUUUAAGACAUGUAGUAUCAAGCAGUCAAAAGUCCAGAGUAAAUGAAACAAACAGUUAGGCGCGAUUAAGAUGAGAAAAUGUAAUAUUCUGACAAAUCAGAUCGUUACCGAUUAGAUAAUGAAACUGUAUGGAAUGGAAAGUUAAUCUGUAGAUAAGUAAAAUAAAAUUGUACAUUAUGGCAAUGUUUCGAAUUAUGCCAUAGGGCGAGCCAUUGAACGCGGAAAGGAUCGAUUGAUUGUAAAAUUUAAUAUAUUUUAUUUCGUUAUAGAAA